Molecule: messenger RNA, 816 nt
Organism: Melanaphis sacchari
Lineage: Eukaryota; Metazoa; Arthropoda; Insecta; Hemiptera; Aphididae
Exons: 1
Coding region: 1-816 (271 amino acids)
Source: RefSeq, a predicted model, not a curated record
AUGUAUAAAAAGAGUCAUACGAUCGUCAGACUUCCAGUACACUUAGAAGAUUAUCACAACGUGUACUUUGCCCCAAAUCAGGCACUGGAAAGGGCACAAAAUGCUGCUCUAGCUCGAACAAAACUCACGGCCUUCUUUGCGCUUAACGCGACAGACGUCGAGGCCAGACAGUACCUGUACCAAGAGAUACCGAUACAUUACAUUUGGAACGCAACGCGAAGAACAUGGUUACGACGGCGAAUACAGAUGACGUACGAGACGCUGGCUCGAAUGUACGUCGUCAACCCACUUGAUCGAGAACGUUUUCACUUGCGACUACUACUUCUACACAAGAGAGGCCCGCAGUCAUACCGUGACGUGAGGACAGUAGACGGAGUGCAGCAUCCAACCUACGCGGCUGCAGCAGUCGCGAUGGGACUGUUGGAAGACGACAGAGCUUUGCUGGCAUGCAUGGCUGAAUCGGCAACGUUGGACCCUCCAUCACAGCUUCGUUACCUGUUCGUGACGAUGCUAUUGUUUUGCGAAACCGCAAAUCCGUUGGCGUUGUACCAAACUAACGAAGCUCACAUGAUGGAGGACUUCAAUCAGCGGGUGCGUGAAGUAGACCGCGCGAGGGCGGCAUGUCUAGACGCUAUCGAUCGAUUACUUCGUGGUCACGGGAAGUCACUCACGGACUACGGUUUACCUAUGCCGGACGUCGCACUGCUGGAAGAGGAUCCGUAUGAUGGCAUGUUCGGUCAAAUAGACGCGGCUGUACGCUGGGCUCAACAAUUAGACAACUUAAACGACGACAACGGACAGUGUUUGAACGUGUGA